AUGACCUUCCAUAAUGUUCUCAAAAAGACACCAGCGACCAUUCAGCAAUUCUCACUAAAUGAUAUCGAUCUUACCAAAGUGCAAACCUGGACAUUGGCGUUAAUCGCUAAAUUUGAUGCUCUACAGCAAAUCGCACUCAAUUCGUGUCGAUUCCCGUUGAAUAAGGAAUCGUUUAUAUGUCGUCUGCUAGCACCUUCAUUUCAUUCGUUGAAUGCAAUCGCAAUCACUGACACUGAUCAGAUCUCUGAUAAGUUCGUAGCGAUAAUAUCAAAGCGUUGUCCAAUGCUAAGUGAUAUCAAU
This is a messenger RNA of Anisakis simplex (herring worm), 300 nucleotides long. The record is from the annotation of a GenBank genome assembly. NCBI's taxonomy places the organism in Eukaryota, Metazoa, Nematoda, Chromadorea, Rhabditida, Anisakidae.